AUGCCUACUAUCAGUGUAGGGCGGGAUCGUCUGUUUGCGGCUCUAGGAAGAACUUACACGCAAGAGGAAUUUGAAGACCUGUGCUUCAGUUUUGGAAUUGAGCUCGACGAUGUUACUACAGAAAAAGCGAUUGUGAGAAAAGAGAAGCAUUUGGAUGAAGAAGAAGCUGACGAGGAUGAAGAAAUUAUCUACAAAAUUGAAAUUCCUGCAAACAGAUAUGACCUACUCUGUCUCGAAGGACUGGCUCAAGCCCUUCGAGUUUUCUGUGGGAUUCAAGAAAUCCCCACUUACAAAUUGUCUGACAUUAGUAAGGAUAAAAUGCUUAAAAUGCAUGUGAAGCCAGAGACAUCUUUGAUUCGUCCCUUUGUUGUAUGUGCCGUAUUGAGAGGUAUAACUUUUGAUAAGGCGAGAUACAACAGCUUUAUUGACCUCCAAGACAAGCUGCAUCAAAAUAUUUGUCGGCGAAGGACACUUGUGGCCAUUGGCACUCAUGAUCUGGAUAAACUUGAGGGUCCUUUUACCUAUGAGGCUUUACCACCUUCGAGUAUUAACUUUACUCCUCUAAAACAGGAAAGGAGCUUCAAGGCUGAUGAGCUCAUGGAGUUCUACAAAUCAGAUUUGAAACUGAAGAAAUUCUUGCAUAUUAUUGAGGACUCUCCCGUUUAUCCUGUUUUAUAUGAUAGUAAGAGAACUGUUUUGUCUUUACCCCCGAUUAUCAAUGGUGCACAUUCAGCCAUCACUUUGGAGACAAAGAAUGUGUUUAUUGAAUGCACUGCUACUGAUCUGACAAAGGCGAAAGUUGUUUUAAAUACAAUGGUAACAGCCUUUGCGGAAUAUUGUGAAAAUAAGUUUGUCAUUGAACCAGUUGAAGUGAUUUCUUCUGAUGGAAAAUCUCACAUAUACCCUGAUUUAUCUGUCUACAAUAUGGAAGUUUCUCUAUCUUACAUUACAGGAUUGAUUGGAGUAUCCUUGGAGGCAGAAGAGGUUACCAAGUUUUUAAAUCGGAUGCAAUUGCAUGCCAAGCAAUCUACAUCUGACAGUAAACAGUGCAACUUUACUGUAUCUGUACCUCCUACUAGAAGUGAUGUCCUUCAUCCAUGUGAUGUUAUGGAGGAUGUGGCAAUUGCUUAUGGAUUCAAUGCUAUUAAGGAUCAAGCAAUAGUUGAUAAUAAGGGGUCAAAGAGAUUAGCUGCUUCCUUGACACUGCUUCCUCUGAAUGAGCUGAGUGAUCUUAUCAGAAAAGAGGUUGCAAUGAUUGGGUUCACGGAGGUUUUGACAUUCAUACUCUGCUCUAAAAAAGAAAACUUCUCCAUGCUAAACCGCAAAGAUGAUAAAUCCAAAGCGGUUAUCAUUGGAAACCCUAGAUCUUCAGACUUCGAGGCUGUCCGGACUAGUCUUAUGCCUGGCAUUUUGAAAACUGCUGCUCACAAUAAGGAUCACCCAAAACCCAUAAAGAUUUUUGAAGUGGGUGAUAUAGCUAUUUUGGAUGACAAUGAUGUUGGUGCAAAAAAUCUACGCCAACUUGCUGCACUGUACUGUGGUGCUAAUGCAGGAUUUGAGAUAAUUCAUGGAUUAGUGGACAAAGUAAUGGAAAAGAAUGGGAUUACCUUUGUUUCACCUGGUGAUAAAUCAGGGUAUUAUAUUGAGCGGUCAGAUGAGCCUGAGUUUCUUGCUGGUAGACAAGCUAGAAUUAUUUACAAGGGAAAGCAAGUUGGGACUUUUGGCAUUGUUCAUCCAGAGGUAUUAAACAACUUCGACAUUCCUGAUCCCUGCUCCUUUGUUGAACUCAACAUUGAAAGUUUCUUGUAA
This is a messenger RNA of Vicia faba (fava bean), 1809 nucleotides long. NCBI's taxonomy places the organism in Eukaryota, Viridiplantae, Streptophyta, Magnoliopsida, Fabales, Fabaceae. The record is from the annotation of a GenBank genome assembly.